Molecule: messenger RNA, 3191 nt
Organism: Teleopsis dalmanni
Lineage: Eukaryota; Metazoa; Arthropoda; Insecta; Diptera; Diopsidae
Gene: wcy
Product: WW domain-containing adapter protein with coiled-coil homolog
Exons: 13
Coding region: 394-2850 (818 amino acids)
Biological process (GO): regulation of autophagy; positive regulation of TORC1 signaling
Cellular component (GO): nucleus
Molecular function (GO): chromatin binding; RNA polymerase II complex binding
Source: RefSeq, a predicted model, not a curated record
CCGAAAGUCAAAGCAUAACAGGCAAAAAAAAAUUUCAUCAAGUGUAGAGAAGGAAAACGCAUCAAAGUAAAAGUUCUAAAUUCUGUUCUAUCUUGGGAGUUUGUAAAAUAGCAUUUCUAUAUUGAAUGUAAAUUAUAUUAUAUAAAUUCUGAGAAAUUACAUGUAGUUUGAAAACAAAUGAAUUAAUUCAAUAUCUCCAAACAUAAAAAACACGUUCGUUAAGAAGCAAUAGACAAAACGAGCGGAGUCCCAAUUAGCUACGUGCGACAACCCGCAUUGAAUUUUAUGAUUCCGAUUUUUGGUCUUAAGGAAAAAUAUAUUAAUUGAAGUCGCAAUUUUAUAACAAAAAAGAAAGAAAACAGCAGACGAAGGGAUCGUGCAGAAUUUGCAUUGAUGGUAAUGCAUGCUAGAAAACCGCAACGUUUGAAUGAUGGCUACUUUGAGAAGCAUCAAUCCCAUUCUUAUCAGAGUUCCAAAUACAGUUCAAAACGCGAAUAUGAACGUGAACGUUCAUCGAAUUAUAGGGAUCGUGAUAUCUCACCCAUUGGUGGAGGCUCAUUAAAUAAUGGUAACAGUUCAUCGUAUCGAUCACACACGCCUGAAUUAGAUUCACCGUCAUCAAGGCACGGUGGAUCACACGAUAUACGCGAUCGUGGCGAUCACCGUGGUAGCGGAUUCAGUUACAUUCAGAAAAUGAGGGAUAGAGAUCGUGAUGUCUACAAAAAAGAUAAAUAUUCUUCAGGUAACUUUCAAUAUAAACGCGAUAGAAGGGGAGGUAAUGAUAGAGAAUCAGAAUCGCAUCGCACUAACCACGAUCGGAUUGAUAGACGUGGUGGCGGAACGAAGCUUAUUUCAUCAAGUAGUGGUGAAAAAAGAUCGGGUUCAGAUGAUCGCGAUAGAGAUCGCGAAAGAGAUUUAAGAGAUAAUAAACGCGAUAGAGGUUCAGAUCGUGAUCGGGAUAGAGAAAGAGAUCGUGAAAGAGAUAGAGAACGCGAACGUGAAAGAGAAAGAGAUAGAGAUCGCAGUGAUAGAGGCGAACGUGAAAGAGAACGGGGAGGGGGAGAUCGUGGUGAACGGAUAGUGAGAUAUGGUGAUUGGAGUGAACAUGUUAGUUCUUCUGGAAAAAUGUAUUACUAUAACUGUAAAACUGAAGUCUCUCAAUGGGAGAAACCAAAGGAAUGGAUUGAAAGAGAAAGAAACCUGGCGCGAGAUCAACAUAGAGAAAAGGAUUAUCGAGAUAAAGAUCGUGACAGGGACCGUGAUGAUCGUUUUGUAAGAUCUGCAUAUACGAAACAUUCCAGUUCUCGAGCAAGCUCACGACUGAGGUGGAAUUUUGAUAAUGAUAAUGGAGCACCAAGUCAGAGAAGGCGAAUAGAUGGUCGACUAGAAAAUACUGAUAUGGAUAUCAGUCCAGGUGAUUCAACUCCCACUUCAGAGGCCAGCUAUCCACUAACUGGCACACCUACAACACACGGUGUUGGUGGAUCCCAGCAAAACGACCAAUCAUCUAUUCCGUCUUCAACAAUUGGUUUGCCUAAUGCGCUGCCUAGAUUAUCUUCGCAUCCUAAUACAACAAAUAUGUCGGCAUCAACAACUGCGUCAGGCUCGGCAUUACAUUACUCUGCUGCAGGUGUUACCGGUAGCAGUGGCAUGGUUGUUGGUGGUGCAACUAUGCUACCGACAACUGGGCUCUCGUCUGUAUCGGUGUCAUCAACAUCAGCAGCAGUUGCAGGCAUUCAUGUUCAAAAUAACUAUCAUAGGAAAAUAGAUACAGUGACGAUGCUGCAACAAGGACAACAUUUAGCUACAAACGUAUCGCCAAAUGACACAAGUUUACCAUUAUCAUCAACAAAUCAAGUGGAUCAUCAUUUAAAUUCAAAUACUCCAGGUCCCCCGAAAAUGGGUACAAUGGAUCAAGAUUUAUUGAGUAACCUGCAAAAAACAUCAAUUUUAAUGAGACAGCAUUCACAUCACCAUUAUUUAAUGACUUGUGCUGCAGAAAUGUUACCUGCUAACACAGUGUCUUCUAUUGAUGCAACAAAUCAUGCAUUAGGUUCCAAUGCUGUACCCCCCGGAGUAAUUACGCUGAGGGAUAAUUCGAUGAAUUCACCUUUAUACAAUUUAACUCAUGCUAUGUCACCUAUGAGCUAUACAAAAAGUCCUAGCACAUCUGUGAAUAGUGUAGCUAACGCUAGUAGCGUUCAUUCAAAUAAUGUAGGUGUACCUAUUGGAAUGGGUGUUGUAUCAGCACCAUAUCCUUGUAAUACACCAUUUGGACUUAAGACUGCGGAGGGCGGUAACACUAUCAACCAUGCAAUUGGCAAUAGCGGUAUUUGUCCCUCAUCUAGCUUAACGAAUAUUGCUGCCAUUGGAAGUUCUAGUGGCGUAGGCAUAGUUUCUGGUGAAGGACCACCAACACCUACACAAGAACUAGAUAUAAGUAGUUCGGUUAUAGAGCAACAGCAACGAAAGCUAGAGAGUACAACAUCUGCAUCAUUAAGUUCUUUGCAAAGCUGUGUUGCAUCAUCAGUACAAGUUGGGCGGCCACAAGGUCCUGAAAUAUCACCGAAACUGGCAAAAUAUUUUAGAGGCGAUUUAAUAAUGCAUGUGACCAACUGGCAGGCUGAUAUUAUAGAAAAACAGGCGCAAAAAUGUUCAGAAGAAACACACGUAUUUGGAGAUUUACAGUGCACAAAAGUUUCUACAGACUUAAAAUGUGCUAGAAGUUUGGUUAGAGUAACCGAAAUAUCAUCAACAUUACAAGAUCAAAAAUUAAUGUAUCUACGUGAACAGAUUCGCGUGAUAGAGGAAUCAAAAUCACAAAACUCUUUUAUGUCUGAUGAUCUUUAGCCAAUAAAUUAGUUAUACUGAAGAAUUAAGCAGAUUAAUAAAUCAACAAAUAAUAAUUUUAAACAGAAAACAUCAAUUUAGCUGAUUCAAUUUUUUUAAGUAACUAACAAUAACUGAUUGCAAAUUGCAAAUUGCUAAUUGCUAGAUGAGGAACAGCAUUGAUUGAUACAUUGUGACAACAAAUACAACAAAGAAAAUAAAACAACCUGUGACUGUUAUGAUUACAGUAUAUAGAACGCGUUAGAAGCGAAGAUUAUAAGUAAUUAUAGUAAUAUUAUUUAUUAGUACUAAAUAAUAAUUAUACGAUUACUAAUAAUAAUAUAAACGCAAUAAGCAAAAUU